AUGCAGGGCUUCUUCCGGAGUAUUUAUGACUGGCUGCUGAGGAUGUUCUGGGCGACGGAGAUGGACGUGACGAUGGUAGGCUUGCAGAACGCCGGGAAGUCGUCUCUUCUGCGAGUGCUGGCGGGCGGCGAGUUCACAGUCGACUCUAUACCCACUAUCGGCUUCAACACGAAACGAGUGCAGAAGGGCCAUGUCACGCUGAAAUGCUGGGAUCUGGGAGGCCAACCUCGCUUCCGGCCGAUGUGGGAGCGGUACUGCCGUGGAGUCAACGCCAUCGUAUACAUCGUGGACGCAGCGGACAGAGCCAGCCUGGCCGCGUCGACGGACGAGCUGCACGACCUGGUGAGCAAACCGACGCUCGAGGGGAUCCCGCUGCUGGUGCUGGGCAACAAGUCCGACCUGCCCGACGUGCUGACGGUCGACGAGCUGAUCGAGGCGAUGGAGCUGAAGAGUAUCACGAAGCGCGAGGUGAGCUGCUACGGCAUCAGCGCAAAGGAAGAGACCAACCUCGACGCUGUGCUGCGGUGGCUCAUCGCGCGGUCGAGUCGUUGA
Molecule: messenger RNA, 552 nt
Organism: Nannizzia gypsea CBS 118893
Lineage: Eukaryota; Fungi; Ascomycota; Eurotiomycetes; Onygenales; Arthrodermataceae
Product: acetate-CoA ligase
Exons: 6
Coding region: 1-552 (183 amino acids)
Biological process (GO): protein transport
Cellular component (GO): lysosomal membrane
Molecular function (GO): GTP binding; GTPase activity
Source: RefSeq, a predicted model, not a curated record